Rhipicephalus sanguineus (brown dog tick) is the source of this 2020-nucleotide messenger RNA. RefSeq names its product sodium-coupled monocarboxylate transporter 2. Gene Ontology annotation, molecular function: symporter activity. NCBI's taxonomy places the organism in Eukaryota, Metazoa, Arthropoda, Arachnida, Ixodida, Ixodidae. The transcript is spliced from 16 exons. Gene Ontology annotation, cellular component: membrane. Bases 49 to 1881 code for a protein of 610 amino acids. The record is from RefSeq and is a predicted model, not a curated record. Gene Ontology annotation, biological process: transmembrane transport; sodium ion transport.
UGGAAGCCCGUCGCGGUAUUCGGUAAUACGCCCGGUGUUCUCGGCACAAUGGAUACUCCGCCGGUGCAUCCCGUGGACUACGUACUCCUAAUUGGACUCACCGUGGUCAGCCUUGGUGCCGGCCUGUACUUCUCGUUUCGCCGGCGGAAUCACGGCAGCCGCGAUGAGGCCUUCCUGGGCGGCCGCAGCAUCCCGUCGCUGCCUCUGGCCAUCUCGGCGGUGGCGUCCAGCGUGACGGCCAUGAGCAUCAUCGCCUUCGUGGCCCACUACUACGUCUACGGCUUCCACACGCUCUGGGCCAUUCCGGCGUUCGUGCCGGCCGGCUUCGUGGUCACCACCAUGUUCCUGCCCGUCAUGUACGAGCACAGGGUCACAUCCGUCUUCGAGUACCUCCGCAUGCGGUACGGGAACAGCGUUGGAAUCGCGUCAUCCUUCAUAUAUUUCGUCCUCAGCCAAGCGUUGGGUGCAGUGGCCAUCUACAGCGCAGCAGUGGCCGUUUCAACAAUGCUCGGCAUGUCCGCGAUAAUUGCGAGCGUCGUCCUCGGAGCCUCUGGAACGGUUUACACUGCGCUGGGAGGUCUUCGGAGUGUCGUGUGGGCCGACUGCGUGCAGGGGCUCAUCAUGACCGCCUCGCCGCUCAUCAUCAUCGGCAAGAUCGUGUUCGACUCGGUUCACAGCGAGGUGCCCAUGCGACCGCUGACAGAAUUCAACACCACCUUCUACUUCUGGGAAACCAAAGCGGACAUCACGACCGACGAGACGGUGUGGGCAGCGGCAAUCGGCGCUCUCCCCCUGCACCUCGUCCGGCUGGGCCUGGACCAGAUGAUUACGCAGCGCUUCCUGGCGGCGAAGACGAUGCGCGACGCCAAAGCAGUAGCGUUUUGCUGCAUCGGCAUUCUGUCCUUCUUCUACGCUCUCAACGGAGUUACGGCGCUGGCCAUCGUCUUUUGGUUCAGGGACUGCGACCCGGUCCUCACAGGAGACAUUCCACGCUACGACCAGAUUGUGCCAUACUACAUCAACACGAGCGCGAGUGCCUUGAUGGGUAUUAGAGGCCUCUUCCUGGCCGGCGUCAUCAGUGCCUCCAUAAGCACAAUAUCGUCCAUCGUCAACUCUCACGCAGCCGUUCUAUACGUCGACAUUGUGACGCCGUACGUCAAGAUACCCGAGAAGAGAUCCGGUCUUGUGAUGGCAGCGCUGGCGGCUGGAAGCGGCACCAUUAUGACCCUGGUCGGCCUCCUGGUGCCCUACAUCGGAUCGGCGGCGAGGUUCUUCAUCGCCCUCUACGCCGCGGCAUCUGGACCGUUCGCGGGAAUAAUUAUACUGGCCACCUGCUUCCCAUGGGCGAACGCGAAGGGCACUGCGAGUGCGGCGCUGGGAGUGUUCCUGCUGCAAAUAUGGCAGACGGCCGGCCGAUUCGCGUCGAGGGCGGAAGCAGUCCGGAUGACGUACACGGUGGACAGCUGCCCCGCCAACACCACCGCCCUGGUCAUCAACGAGACUCUGCCGUACGUCCCCACGGACAGCCCCGACGUGUUUGCCUUGUACCGCCUGUCGGCCUACUGGUGUUGCCUGUUCGCCACGGUCCUCACGGUGGUCAUCGGGCUGGCGCUUAGCGUCAUAACGGAUCGAGCGGAGGACGACCUCGAGAAGACCAUGAGCCUGUCGAGUCCCAUAGCCCUGAAGUUCUGGGCGCGGAUCGGACUGCUUCCGCGUCUGAAAAAGGAACCUCUGCGAGUCACGGUCAACGGCAAUGGCAUCAAGGCGUCGCCUUACGAGAUACAACCGCUGCAGUCGAACGGCGACGACAUCGACCUCCUCUCGAAGUCCAGCUGCAAGAACGGGCUACACGUGACGUGUACAGACCAAGGGGACUUGUAGCUAACGUUUACCAACCGCAACUGCACUUCACCCAAAGCAACUCGCGCGCAUGCGCGCUUGGACUGACUGCAUUUCCUCGUGACAUCAUUUCAUCUGUAAAUAUAUUUCGCCAGAAUGAUACAGGUCACUGCGGGCGCGC